Molecule: messenger RNA, 1446 nt
Organism: Phyllostomus discolor (pale spear-nosed bat)
Lineage: Eukaryota; Metazoa; Chordata; Mammalia; Chiroptera; Phyllostomidae
Product: olfactory receptor 10A7
Biological process (GO): G protein-coupled receptor signaling pathway
Cellular component (GO): membrane
Molecular function (GO): olfactory receptor activity
Source: RefSeq, a predicted model, not a curated record
GGAAAAAUAGCAUGCCUUGAAGAAUAUGAGCUGCAGACUAUGACUACUGUUGAGAGGAGAAGCUCACCUAGUUGAUAAGCAAUUAAUAGGACUCAUGUAAAAUAUUUCUUUUCCCUUGAUUAUAUUUCAUUAUAAACAUUUUCUCUGCUUCAGAAAAAUACAAUGAUAAGACAACUAAAAGCAGAGAUAUAUGUAUGAAUUUUACUGAUAUUUUUGAGAUUAUAUUUAUAUUUUAAGAGUACCCUUUGAUGCACAUACUUUGAUUUUUAGAGAGAAACUAGUCUAAGAUAUGAUUUGUGAAAAUCAUACCAGAGUCACUAAGUUUAUUCUUCUCGGUUUUACUAACAACCUUGAGAUGCAAGUUUCCCUGUUUGUUUUGUUCCUAGUCAUCUAUACAGUCACUUUGUUGAGCAACUUCCUUAUUGCCUGGGUUACCAGUGUGGAUCCUGCUCUUCAGAUACCCAUGUACUUCUUUCUCCAACACCUAUUACUUCUUGAAGCCUGGUUCACCUUGGUCAUGGUGUUGAAGAUGUUGGUAGAUCUGCUGUCACCAAGGAAAAUCAUCUCUUUUAUAGGCUAUGGUACCCAGAUAUACUUUUUCUUCUUCUUUGGCAGCUCUGAAUGUUUCCUCCUUUUUAUGAUGGCUUAUGAUCACUUUGUGGCCACCUGUAACCCUCUUUGAUAUUCAGUCAUAAUGAAUAGGUCUUUAUGCUUGUGGGUGGCUGUAGGCUCUUGGAUUUCUGGUGUUCCUGUCUCUAUGCUACAAACUGCUCGGAUGAUGGCCCUUCCUUUCUGUGGGCCACAGUGGGCCACUGUGGACCUUUUUUGUGAUGGUCCUCCAGUCUUGAAACUAGUCUCUCAGGAUACAAACAUGUAUGAAAUGCAAGCACUUGCUUCCACACAACUCUUUAUUAUGUUUCCCUUUUCCCUCAUUUUGGUCUACUACCUUAUCACAACCAUCCUGAGGAUGCCACCAGCUACUGGUCACCAGAAGGCAUUCUCCACUUGUUUAUCAGUGGUAUCCCUUUUCUAUGGAACAGCCAGCUUGACCUACUUAUGGCCCAAAUCCAACCAGUCCCCAGAGAGCAAAAAAUUAGUGUCAUUGUCCUACACUGUCAUCACUCCUAUGUUAAACCCUAUAACCUGCAGCCUAAAGAACAAUGAAGUGAAGGCAGCAGUCAAGAUGAUGUUCAGUAGAAAAGUCUUGCAGAAGUUGGUUGUGUUUUGAGUUUUAUUAUUGCAUAGUGUGUUUCUAAACAAGUAGGAGCAGCAGAACCCACAAGCAAAAGCUUAUUUGAAGAUUUGCUCUUAUUUUGUCAGUGUUACUGUGAUGGGUAGAUUUCAGUGUUCAGUCAGAGUCCCAUCAAAACAAAACAAAACAAAAUCCAAACGAAUAAACAAACAAACAAAAAACUCGCCAGCUUCGGCUGGUGUAGCUCAAUGGAU